AUGAGCAAGGUGCAAGUCCAAUACGACACGGUGACGGUCCCGGACCACAUCGAGAAGACCGAUGCAGCCAACGCCGUCGCCAUCGCCGGCUCUGAGCUCCGCGCCGCGAAGACGGCGGUCGAACGGCGGCUCCUUCUCAAGGCCGACUUUGUGAUCCUCCCAAUGUGUGCCCUCGCAUGGUGGGUCACAUACCUGGAUCGCAAUUCCAUCGGGAAUGCGAGGAUAAUGGGCCUGGAGAAAGACCUCCAUAUGACGUCCGACCAGUUUUACAACUGUUUGAGCAUGUUCUUUGUGGGACACACCGUCUUCUUGUUACCCGCCAACCUGACGUCGCGUUGGAUUCGACCCAAUCGAUCUGUCGGCUUCGCUAUGAUUGCCUUUGGUGCUGUUCUGUGUGGUAUCGGCGCAGCGAAGAACUAUGCGACAGUCCUGGUGCUCCGGAUCUUACUAGGAUGUGGUCAAGCUUAUGUGCAAUUUCUCACCGGCAUCGAAAAGAGACUCAGCUACGAGAGCACGGGCCGGGAACCGUGGUCGUGGUUGUUUAUCAUUGAAGGUGUCCUAGCCAUUGCCAUCGGAUUCAUUGUGUUUGCGGUCCUUCCCAGGUUUCCAUAUGACCUUCAAAAAAGGGCCAGGAAACACUGGCUUUUCACGUCGGAGGAGAUCGACCUAGCGGCUGCUCGAUUUACUUCAUACAAUUUUGCCCGUGAAAGGAUCAAGGCCAAGCAAUUGUUGGAAGUCCUCAGAGACCCCAAGUCCUACUUGUUUGCCAUUGCGCAAGGAGCAUGCGUUCUUGGUGUUUCUGUGGUGGGAAGUUUUCUGCCCUCGUUCAUUGCUGGCUUUGGCUUCUCACGAGUCGAAACUCAACUCUUCACUGUUAUUCCUUAUGCGUGUGCUUUCAUUUCGGUCCUCAUCUGCGGAUAUUUGUCCGACAGACUCAAUCGAAAGAUCCCGUUUCUCGUGGCAGCGUUUGUCUUGGGAUGUAUUGGAUACAUCUUGCUCCUGGCGGUCCACACUCGCCCAGUCAGCAUCUUUGCUGCCUGUCUGAUCACGGCCAUCUUGCUCACCCCCGUGUGUGUGAAUAUCAACACCGUGGGCUUCACCAAGCGAGGCGCAACCUGGGCUUUUACCGAAGCGUUCGGACUGACUUGGUCAAUCAUGGGCACGAGAAUCUACGAUACUCCGCCUCGCUAUGUCAAAGGACAUUCGGUUGUCUUGGCUUUGAAUGCCCUGGCAUGCUUGUGCGUCAUCACAGUAUGCUUCCACAUGCGGCGCAUCAACAGCAAGAAAGAGCUUCUUGAACGGGAAUAUGCCGAGCGGAGCGAGACUCAUCCUCACAUUGCCCAAAACAAGUCACUGGAGGAGAUUGGCGAGGGACAUAUUUCUUUCCGAUAUGUGCUGUAG
This is a messenger RNA of Cladophialophora psammophila CBS 110553, 1401 nucleotides long. RefSeq lists its product as uncharacterized. Lineage: Eukaryota; Fungi; Ascomycota; Eurotiomycetes; Chaetothyriales; Herpotrichiellaceae. The transcript has 6 exons. Gene Ontology annotation, molecular function: transmembrane transporter activity. Gene Ontology annotation, biological process: transmembrane transport. Gene Ontology annotation, cellular component: membrane. The record is from RefSeq and is a predicted model, not a curated record. Bases 1 to 1401 code for a protein of 466 amino acids.